UGUUAUUACAUUGUAUUGUAUUAUACUAUUAAUCACUUAAUUAACACCACAUUUGUUUGCCAUAACUUGCGAUAGUAUUAAGAAAGUGGACACCAAUUGACAAACAUGUCUACCAGUGAUAAUCACGGACCAAAUGCAUCUGAAGAGGAGGAAUUGAAUUCAAGUCAUAAAACCAAUUAUGGAGUGAUUAAUGAGAGAACUGAUGGCAACUCCGACAAGACUGAAGAAAUUGACACUUAUUUCAAGGCAACGGUUCCCGUUCCGGACACACCAUCCUAUUCAUUCAGUUGGCGAAAGUUGUGGGCCUUUACGGGUCCGGGAUUUCUGAUGAGUAUCGCAUAUCUGGAUCCGGGAAACAUUCAGUCAGACCUUCAGUCGGGAACUAUAGCUCAAUACAAGCUGUUAUGGGUCCUCAUGUGGUCCACAGUAUUAGGUCUUCUCAUGCAGAGACUGGCGGCCCGUUUGGGUGUCGUCACGGGAUUACAUUUGGCUGAACUCUGUUACAAACGUUACCACAAAGUGCCGCGACUUCUCCUAUGGAUUAUGGUUGAGGUGGCCAUCAUUGGCUCUGAUAUGCAGGAAGUCAUUGGAACCGCUAUCUCUCUAUUCCUCUUAUCUAAUCGAGUGAUCCCUCUUUGGGCCGGAGUUUUGAUCACUAUUUUGGAUACCUUUACGUUCUUAAUGCUCGACAAAUACGGGUUAAGGAAAUUGGAGGCAUUCUUCGCAUUUCUUAUAACAUCAAUGGCUAUCACUUUUGGUUACGAGUACUUCAAAGUGCAACCACAAGAACUCCAAGUGCUCGAAGGGUUAGCCCUUCCCUUCUGUAGUGAUUGCGGUUCCGAUGAAUUGAUGCAAGCGGUCGGCAUAAUUGGUGCCAUAAUAAUGCCUCACAAUCUAUACCUACACUCAGCUCUCGUAAAGUCACGUAAUGUGAACCGAAGUAAGAGAGAGGAGGUGCGCGACGCCAACCGAUACGUGUUCAUCGAGUCGGCGAUCGCUUUGUUUGUCUCAUUGCUUAUAAACAUCGCAGUGACCGCUGUUUUCGCGCACGGCUUGUACCAGAAAACCAACGCUGAGGUCUACCAGACGUGUUUGGCCGCCAACAUCAGCCAAAGCGAAGGCGUAUUCGACGGCAACGACAACCACACAAUUGACGCCAAUCUAUACAAAGCGGGUGUAUUCCUCGGCUGUACGUUUGGCAUCGAAGCCAUGUAUAUCUGGGCCAUCGGUAUAUUCGCUGCGGGACAGUCGUCGACAAUGACGGGCACCUAUUCGGGUCAGUUCGCAAUGGAGGGCUUUCUGGACCUGCAUUGGCCGCGUUGGAAACGGGUCCUCUUGACGCGAACCAUUGCCAUCAUUCCAACCCUUUUGAUCACAUAUUUCCAAAACAUUAAUAACUUAAGCGAAAUGAAUGAUCUGCUCAACGCUCUGAUGAGCCUUCAGUUGCCGUUCGCUUUACUGCCGGCCUUAACGUUCACGUCGUCGCCUAAAGUGAUGGGAGAGUUCGUCAACGGAUUCGCUAAUAAAGUGUUGGCAUCUGUCCUGUCGGUUGUGGUCAUAUCUGUAAACCUAUACUUUGUGUUCAAUUAUGUGAGCACUAAGUUCUCGAACAGUGUUUUCGUAUUCCUGGGAACCGCACUAUUCUUCGUAUAUUAUAUCCUAUUCUUGAUAUAUUUGAGACUGGCGGCCCGUUUGGGUGUCGUCACGGGAUUACAUUUGGCUGAACUCUGUUACAAACGUUACCACAAAGUGCCGCGACUUCUCCUAUGGAUUAUGGUUGAGAUCGCCAUCAUUGGCUCUGAUAUGCAGGAAGUCAUUGGAACCGCUAUCUCUCUAUUCCUCUUAUCUAAUCGAGUGAUCCCUCUUUGGGCCGGAGUUUUGAUCACUAUUUUGGAUACCUUUACGUUCUUAAUGCUCGACAAAUACGGGUUAAGGAAAUUGGAGGCAUUCUUCGCAUUUCUUAUAACAUCAAUGGCUAUCACUUUUGGUUACGAGUACUUCAAAGUGCAACCACAAGAACUCCAAGUGCUCGAAGGGUUAGCCCUUCCCUUCUGUAGUGAUUGCGGUUCCGAUGAAUUGAUGCAAGCGGUCGGCAUAAUUGGUGCCAUAAUAAUGCCUCACAAUCUAUACCUACACUCAGCUCUCGUAAAGUCACGUAAUGUGAACCGAAAUAAGAGAGAGGAGGUGCGCGAUGCCAACCGAUACGUGUUCAUCGAGUCUGCGAUCGCUUUGUUUGUCUCAUUGCUCAUAAACAUCGCAGUGACCGCUGUUUUCGCGCACGGCUUGUACCAGAAAACCAACGCUGAGGUCUACCAGACGUGUUUGGCCGCCAACAUCAGCCAAAGCGAAGGCGUAUUCGACGGCAACGACAACCACACAAUUGACGCCAAUCUAUACAAAGCGGGUGUAUUCCUCGGCUGUACGUUUGGCAUCGAAGCCAUGUAUAUCUGGGCCAUCGGUAUAUUCGCUGCGGGACAGGUAUGUGCGAUGAGAGCAUCGAUUCAGUGA
This is a messenger RNA of Oppiella nova, 2508 nucleotides long. Lineage: Eukaryota; Metazoa; Arthropoda; Arachnida; Sarcoptiformes; Oppiidae. The record is from the annotation of a GenBank genome assembly.